This is a messenger RNA of Parnassius mnemosyne (clouded apollo), 2578 nucleotides long. The record is from the annotation of a GenBank genome assembly. NCBI's taxonomy places the organism in Eukaryota, Metazoa, Arthropoda, Insecta, Lepidoptera, Papilionidae.
GUGUCAAUGAUUCGUCGCUGAAACUGAAAACUAGGUGUUUGUUGCACCGUCUGCAUUGCGCCUGCCUGAACUGAAUGCAUUUAUAAAAAAAGCUAACCCAAACCCAUCCCAUUUCAGACUGCGCCCCUUCGUCAACAUGACGUCCGUCGUAGAUGAAAGGGUAUCUAAUGAAGUGGAAGCUCUGGAAGUUAUUUUAAUGGACGAUGUAAUAAUUGAACGAGAAGGCAAUAAGCCUACUAUAAUCGAAACAGUCGUUCAUCCAUUAACUGGAGAUGAUACAGAUCAGCAAUAUGUAUGUGUUACUUUAAAAGUUAAAUUUACUCCAGAUUAUCCAGACAGUAGUCCUGAAGUGACCUUAAGGAAUCCCAGUGGCUUGGACGACCAGCGGCUGUCCAUGAUUAAUUCAAAAAUUAAGGAAAAAUUGGCAGAAUGUCUAGGGCAGCCUGUAGUUUUUGAACUUAUGGAGCUUGUAGGCGAGAACUUAACGGAAAGAAAUCUUCCGAGUGGCCAGUGCCUGUUUUGCCUGUACGAUUUUGUCGAGGGUGAUAAAUUCACCAAGACCCAAUGUUACCACUAUUUUCACAGCCAUUGCCUUGGGAGCCAUCUUAUCGUUGAGAAGAAAUAUUAUCAAGAAUAUUUAGAUAAACUUCCCAACUGGCAGCAGAUGCAAGCCCCGCCAUAUCAGCCAACAUGCCCAGUGUGUCGCAGUGAGGUAUCCUGCAAUGUAGAUGCUCUUAGGGAAGCUCCACCGCCGAUCGAAUCUAAAAAUGCAGAACCAUUUCCUCUGACUCCUGAAAGGAAGGUUCAGAAACAGCAGUAUGUCGAAAGGUUUUGCCUCUAAUACACGAAGUCAGAACGCUAGUAGCACAAUGGAGUCCAACUUAAGCCGCGACGCCACGAAAAUCAGCCUUAAUCCACAAGACGAAUACAAAUGAAAAAGCAAACCAUCGUAAAGAAGCUAAAAUCACUACAGAUGCUAAUAAAAUGUGACGAUUUAAAUUUAGACUUACACUAUUUUAUAGAUAUGAAAAAAUAUCGGAAAUAUCACCAAAGUAGAAAUACUUAUUAUAGGAAUGGAAACAAUCAGUGAUGUUACUGUAGCAGAAAGAAGCUAUUCAGAACAAUUUAAUAUGAACUUUUAAAUUUUUUCAAUUUCUUUUUGAUACUAAACGAAUAAAUAAAUUACAAAACACAUAUUAAUUUAUCUAAAUCAAUAUCAGAUUCACUUGAAAUAUUACUAUUACAAUCGUUAUCACUUACUUGAAUAGUGGUCAGUUGCUGUCUCCAUUUCACAAUUAAAGUCAUAAACUAAGCGUGACGUUUGAUAGAUUAAGAAAGCCUUAUGUUUAAUCAUUUCUACAAACUUUCACAAGGUAUAGAAGCAGAAGCUAUUUUAAAAAGAAAAUUUCUCAUACACUAGAGUUAACCUUGAGUUAUAUUUUUUUUUCUUUACACGAAUUACACGUUGAAUAAAACCAAUUUUGCGGAUUUUAAAAAUAAAAAAAAUAUAUUUGGACUAUCAUGAAUCAUAUAAUACAUUUUAUAGCGUUUAAUUGAAUUAUUGUAAUUUAAGAAAAGUGUAGUGGCGGUGUAGACUGUGUAGUAGCGGUGUAGACUGUGUAGUGGCGGUGUAGACUGUGUAGUAGCGGUACUGUGUAGUAGCGGUGUAGACUGUGUAGUAGCGGUGUAGACUGUGUAGUAGCGAUGUAGACUCUGUAGUAGCGGUGUAGACUGUGUAGUGGCGAUGUAGACUAUGUAGUGGCGGUGUCAUUAUCCGUAACUACAAUUGCGAACUCGCCUGGCAAGCCUAACAAUUAUGACAAAUGUCUCCCCUAUGACACGUUUUUGGGAGAGGCCUAUGUUCAAAUGUUUAAAAGUUAGUAAGGUGGAAAGUAAGAAGUAGUAGUAAAGUGCACUGUAGGGCGAACCAUAACUAAAAAGAGUGACAUCCUGAUAAAACACACAGUGAGUCGAUGGAGGAGGGCCUAUGUUCAACAAUGGACUAAAUGAUGAUAAUGAUGAAGUAAUUUAACAUUAAUUAAUUUGUAGAUUUCAUUCAAUAAUCGUAUUUGUACCAAAGAAAAUAAGUGUGCUUAUGUAUGUAAUAUUCGCUAGUAUGUUUUAAAAUAUAUUAUUAAAAUUUAGUUUAGAAAAUAAUUAAUAGUAAUUUCCACUUUUAUUUUAAGUGCCUUGCGCAUAUAGUGACUAAUUUUAGUUAUAAUAAUUUUAAUAGUGAUUGUAACUUUAUUAAAUUAAGAUACAAAAUACGCUGUUUUACAAUUUUUUACGGUAUGUACAUAAUUACACACAAUAAAUAUUUUCACACAAUUAAACACAAUGAAUAUUUUCAGGUAAAUGAAAAUAUCAUUGGACGUAAUAAAAUCUGUAAAAUUUUAAGAAAUUACUCUAACCAAUCCCUACCUUUUUUCCUUGCCUCAUGUGUAUUUUAAUUCAAUUUAUUUAAUAAUAAUAUUUAUUAGUGACGCUAUUUAAUAAAAAAAACCUAAUCUUAUAGUUAAAAUUUAUUAUAAGAACCAGGUUGAAACAAAAAGGAAUAAAUAUAUUAAUUUUCUUUAGC